AUGUUACUGUAUGAUGUGUACCAGGCUAUGUUACUGUAUGAUGUGUACCAGGCUAUGUUACUGUAUGAUGUGUACCAGGCUAUGUUACUGUAUGAUGUGUACCAGCUAAUGUUACUGUAUGAUGUGUACCAGGCUAUGUUACUGUAUGAUGUGUACCAGCCUAUGUUACUGUAUGAUGUGUACCAGCUUAUGUUACUGUAUGAUGUGUACCAGCUUAUGUUACUGUAUGAUGUGUACCAGCUAAUGUUACUGUAUGAUGUGUACCAGCUAAUGUUACUGUAUGAUGUGUACCAGCUAAUGUUACUGUAUGAUGUGUACCAGCUUAUGUUACUGUAUGAUGUGUACCAGGCUAUGUUACUGUAUGAUGUGUACCAGCUAAUGUUACUGUAUGAUGUGUACCAGCUAAUGUUACUGUAUGAUGUGUACCAGCUAAUGUUACUGUAUGAUGUGUACCAGCUAAUGUUACUGUAUGAUGUGUACCAGGCUAUGUUAGUGUAUGAUGUGUACCAGCUUAUGUUACUGUAUGAUGUGUACCAGCUUAUGUUACUGUAUGAUGUGUACCAGGCUAUGUUACUGUAUGAUGUGUACCAGCUUAUGUUACUGUAUGAUGUGUACCAGCUUAUGUUACUGUAUGAUGUGUACCAGCUAAUGUUACUGUAUGAUGUGUACCAGCUAAUGUUACUGUAUGAUGUGUACCAGGCUAUGUUAGUGUAUGAUGUGUACCAGCUUAUGUUACUGUAUGAUGUGUACCAGCUUAUGUUACUGUAUGAUGUGUACCAGGCUAUGUUACUGUAUGAUGUGUACCAGCUUAUGUUACUGUAUGAUGUGUACCAGCUUAUGUUACUGUAUGAUGUGUACCAGGCUAUGUUACUGUAUGAUGUGUACCAGCUUAUGUUACUGUAUGAUGUGUACCAGGCUAUGUUACUGUAUGAUGUGUACCAGGCUAUGUUACUGUAUGAUGUGUACUAG
Molecule: messenger RNA, 969 nt
Organism: Candidula unifasciata
Lineage: Eukaryota; Metazoa; Mollusca; Gastropoda; Stylommatophora; Geomitridae
Source: the annotation of a GenBank genome assembly